UUAUUUAAGUACAUCUUUAGAAAGUAAUUGAAUAGGCUUUUGCGCUAUUAGUUGCCUGUUAUUAUUUCUGGUAGUAUACAUAUUGUACAUAUGUAUAUAAUUUUAUAAAUUGCGAAAAUUUUAUUUACAUGUUGUGUUAUUAAACGAGGAACCAUGUAAUACUAUACAACAAAAAAAACUAUACAAGCAUGGAAGUAACACGAAACAAGCAUUAUUGGUACAUGGUUGAUGGUAGUCAAUCAAGUUUAAGUGAAACUACAGAAUCAGUAACAUCAACCAAAUUAUCAACUGAACAUCAGCAAAUAAUUGAAGAAAAUUCUAAUAAAAAUAGUGAAGAACAAAAACUGAAUAAACCGCAGGCGGGUGGUUUAUCACCAGGGGUAUCCGAUGAAGAUUUAGAAAAACUAUUAAUGGAUAAAAGAUAUUUAACGAGACAAAUAAAAUGUGCUUUGGGACAAGGUGCUUGUGAUCCGGUUGGCAGGCGACUUAAAAGUUUGGCGCCUCUAGUACUGCGUGGUGCAUGUCCAAAAUGUACAAAUACGGAAAAACGACAAAUUCAAAAAACUUUGGCGUUCAUUCAAAAAAAUUAUCCAAAAGAUUGGGCCCGGCUAAUGUCAACUUAUACUGGAUAAAAUUAUGAAAGAUUGAUUUCUUCUUGUUAUUGUUGUUGUAGUUUUUUGGAUAUAAUAUACAUACAUACAUAUAUCGUACAUGUACAUUCAUAUAAAUAAUUUUAAGACCAAAUUUUUUAACUAUGAUUGAAAUGAAAUAUUUAAAAAAAAAUCACGAAUUUUUGAAUUCAACAUAAUUAUGUAUUUUUUUUAUUUAUAUCUGAUAUUUUAAACUAAUAUAAAAUAAUAUAUACAUACAUAUAUGUAAAAUAUAAUGUAAAAUAAUAUAUGUAUGUACAUGAAUAUAUUGUUUACGUACUACAACUAUAAGUUUAAAUGAAUGAAUGCAUUAUGCUUUUGGUUUCCAUUGUUUAUUGUAUUAUCAAUUUCAUGUUAGAUCUACAAGUUUUUAAUUAUUAAGUCAAGUUCGCGUGUUUCUGCAAAUAUUUUAUAAGUUAUUUUAAAUAAUAUUUAGAAAUUAUUUUUUUUUUUGUUAAUUUAAGAAAAAAAUCUCGAAAGCCAUGUAUGUCUGUAUAUUAAUAUGGAAGAAAUAUUUAUACAUGUAAGUAUAUUAUGUGAAAUAUUUAUGAAUUGAGAAACAAAAAAAAUAAAUAUAAUUACAUAUGUAUAAAAAUCAGAAAACAAUCAACCGCCUUGCGCUUUGCGCUAACAGCGCUAAAAUAAAAUAAUUUUGUGAAAAAUA
Condylostylus longicornis is the source of this 1314-nucleotide messenger RNA. RefSeq names its product ejaculatory bulb-specific protein 3-like. The coding region runs from base 189 to 632 and encodes 147 amino acids. The record is from RefSeq and is a predicted model, not a curated record. The transcript has 3 exons. Lineage: Eukaryota; Metazoa; Arthropoda; Insecta; Diptera; Dolichopodidae.